AUGUGGGGCUUUCUACAAGAUGCAGAAGUCUCUCUGGAUUCCAUCAACCGGGGACUGAUGCUACCCAUGAGCCGCGAGAACUGGGUCCUGAAAGAGGCCCCUUGCAUCAUCGGCAGCCCUGUGAAAAAUGACGACCGGGAAAGAACAGCAGUAGCUGCGCACUUCAUUGCCAACCGUGAAGCAUGUCAAGGGUCUUCUCGGCCGCAGUCGAGGCAAAGUUUAAGGCCCAGAUCAAGGCCAUCGUCUACACAAGGCUGUCGAAAGCCAAAGCGUACCGCCAGUCUUUCGGAACUGAAAGAGUCGGCUUCGAAUCGAGCAGCCACCUGGUUGCGGAACUAUGCCGCAUACGAGCAGAGCGAACUGCUACAGGUUGCGCUGACUCUCGAUGGCCAACGGAAUUCGUUGCAAAGGAUGUCCAGUGCCCCAGAGACCCUGCGGCCAUCAUCUGCCACAAAUCGUGGACACGAUCGUCGUGGAAAAGUAACAGGAGCAGGAACAAACGGUCUGCAGCGCAGGGAAUACGGUCGUCUUUUGCGAAAGCAAUGUCCAGGACUCCGAUGUGAUACAGGCGAAGAGCGCCUGGUGAGAAAAGAGGAACGCAGCGGUUGGCCAGCACCGUGGGCGGAUGCUGUCCCACCUUCGCCUGGUGAUGUUGGCGCUAGGUGCUCAGAUCGGAACCUGAAAAGGUUGAGAAAGCUUCUUCAAGAGGGUCCAUUGAAGCUGACGGACCUGCGGGAAGCACCUGAAAAGUUCUUCGCAGCGCACAGUGUCCUUUCGGAGUAUGCCACACAGGUGGGGCCUGGCUUCGGCAUUCGCUUCACAGUUCAGUUCAAUUUAUUUGCCGGCACACUCAUUGCACUUGGCAACAGCCAGCAGGUGGCAGCCCUCAGAGCCAUGCAGGCCAGCGGCAAGCUCGGGUGCUUUUGUCUCACUGAGAAGCUUGCAGGUGUCAAUAGUGGGCUUGUUGUCAACACCACCUGCACUUGGGAUGAGAGCAAGCAGAUGUUCCUCUUGGACUGUCCUGAUGCGGGUGCCUUCAAGAACUGGAUCUCCCAAGGUCUCUCUGCCGAUCUGGCAGUGGUCAUCGCAAACCUUAUCGUCAAAGGCAAGCCAAAGGGACCCCACGGUUUCUUGAUGAAGUUGAGGGAAAAUGGGCAGUUGGUGUCCGGCGUGACGGCCAAGGACAUGGGUGACAAGACCAUUGGCAACGAUUUGGACAAUGCUGAGAUCUCCUUCAGCAAGGUCUGGCUACCAAAGGAUGCCUUGCUUGAUAAGUACGCUGGAAUUCAAGAUGGAGAAUAUGUGCAGAAAGAGAAGGGUGUUAGCAACAUGGAUAUGAUCGGUCAACGCCUCUACACUGGAAGGACUGUGAUCGCAGGGUCCACCCUUGUCUUCGCGCGCUCCCUUUAUCGAUCUGCCAAGAACUAUGCAGACAACAAGAAGUGUUGGUCGCCUCAAGGUGGCAUGAGCUUGAGUUCGGUUCCUCAACUUGCACAUCUCUACGUGCAGACCGACAAGGACCAGUGUGGAGGAACUGACAUGGCUGAAAGUGCUGCUGAAAGCGGCGCAUUGAUCCCAGUCCCACGAAAAGAAGCUCCAGAGGGCAUCUCCCUCCAGCAGGACAGAAGUGCCGACCCCGAGGACGCCAGGCGUCCAGUGAGCCGAGCGGCUCGGGCACUUGAAGCAGGCAGUCAGCAACUGGGUGGUUCCUCUUCAUCUUCUGCACCUGCGCCAAUGCUGCCACUGAACACCCUUGUUGGGCAAACAUGGCCCUGGCCUCCAGUUCCAGUCCCACGGGAUCAAGCAGGGGAACGGCGUUUGCGAGCUAGAGAUGCAUUCAACAUGCAGGAACUGCUGUUUGGAGAUGCAUUGGCGCAGCGGGAUUUCAGUGAUCCCUCUGUAGAAGACGUUGGGCAGCUGCUGAGUGACGGAACGCCAACCUUAAGUGGCUGGGGACGUGGCAGUUUCAGAUCGCAGUUGAGGGACCUUCAGAGUUUGCUCAGAGAAGUCGAAGGUCGAGAAUGGGAGGACAGCGAAGUCACUUGGCUGCUUCGGCUUGCUUUACGAAAGCAGGAUGGUCCUGCGUUGCUUCGACCUUCUUGCUUGAGAUAUGCACUUCUUGCACGGCACGGGUUCCAGUCCUUGUCUUUUCCUGAGCUUCAGCUGCUUGCGCUGCUCAAAGUUCGCUCAGAGAAGAACAGUGGGGAUAGCAACAUCGUGCAGGGCGUUGAUCUGCGCGAGCUGAAGCGCUUGAUGGAGCAGCUAAAUGGGCAGAUUCGUGUGAUGGAUGAUGAGGUGGAUUCAGUGGUUCAAGAGGCUCUCUUACUGAGUGGCUCUGAAAUUAUCAGCCGUGGAGAUCUCAUGCGCGGUCUUGGAGCGUGGUAUGUCAACGUCCAGAGGAGAGACUCUCCACCAGAAGUAUUUUUGAAUGCUUGGGCAUCUGCGCUACUCUAUGGAAAGGAGUACCAUACGAUGCUGAUGGAAAAGCUCAGGCUGUCUCUCCCAUCUGUUCUUCGGAAUUUGAGGCGUCAGCGAAAGGUGGAGAUUAACGAUGCUGCGUUACUGUCAAGUCCGACCCAAAGAUGGAUGGAGCGCUGCUGGGGCUCUGGCCUUGUGGUGGCACUUCUCCUUGGGCUGGCUCUUCCGGGCUGCCUCUUUGCCUGGGCCAUCUACAUGGGGGCAGAGCAUGGUGAUGAUGCCUGUCCCCGGGAUCUGGAUGGUUUGUUGACAUGGUUUGGAAUCAUUGGCCUCGCGUUUCUCUUUGUAGGCUGUGCAGAUGCAAAUGCAGACCACAGCUCCUGGAUCGGCCUCGUGUUACGGAGCCUGUUACUACUUUUCCCUUGGGUUGGGGCAGACUGGGUUUUUCAUCUUCGAGCAGAGGAGCAGCGGAUGUGCGGUCCCACUUUGGUUUUUGCUUCGAUGUGGCUCUGGACGAUCCUUUUGAUCCUGGAGCUGCUGAGUGCUUGCGCUUUGUGCUGGGGCGCAGCGGUUUUUGCCGAACACGAGCUCUCCCUGCAGCACUUGGCAGUGCGAGGUAGCAUGGCAGUGACUGAAGACAACAGUCUUCGCAACGACAAGAUCCCUGACAGCAAACUGGUUGAGAUGGUGGCAGUUCUUAAGGUAAAGGCCAUCGAGACAUCGAUCUCAACCUGUUUUAAGCUGAAGCAAGAGCUAGGCAGUUAUGCUCUCAUGGGUGGAACUGGUUUUGAAAAGUUGGACUACUUGCAGUGCUGCAAGUUCGCCGAGGGUGACAGCCGCAUCCUGAUGCAGAAACUGACGCGAGACCGUCUGCAGGCGUUUGCCAAGUCGCCAAGUGGUGAGGGCAAAGAAGCUGAGGCUUGCAUGAAGCUGGGAAUGAGUUUGAAGAGUGGGGGCAAGCAAGCCUGGAACGACAACUUUGAAUUGGUUUAUGGCAUUGCGGACAUGGUCAUGGAGCGAAUUGUCAACGAGGUCCGAAUGGCAUCCAGCUGGGCUGGGCUGCCAGCAAGCUGGACGGGUCGUUGCAAAUUUGCAGCGGAGGUCUUAAGGUUCCAGGUAAGGGCUGUCGAGUGCGACAAGAGGUUUCAGUCCCAGCUCCUUGAGUCUUGGCGAAGGACAAACAAUUUGGAGGCAGCUUCAGAGCGUGUUCACCGUCGGCAGGUCUGUCAGUUCUUCGACUUUUUGAGGAAACCAGACGGAGACAUGAACAUGGAUAGCGGGGUGGUUCCUUACAUCGAGGAGGGCUUUGCCAGUGCUGAGUUUGUGGAGGGGGAGAUGGCCCGUGCUGCUCCAGAGAUUCAUGGGAAGGAUAUGCCAGCGGCUGGAGGGGAACUUUCGACCUCAAAGAAGACGGCAAUCCGUCAGGUACUGGUCCUUUACAGCCAGGUGGCAAGGCCACAAAACCCAGGAGUACAUCAAGAGGUGAUCUUCCGCGCAUCUUUUUGUCGUUUUAUUUUAGACAGUAACCUCGUCAGUAUAGAAGCGGAGGAUACCGAGCGUCCAACGUAUCACAAGUCGGUCAGACUCUUUGAUAACAUUUCCAAGUUUGGCUCUGGGGGGCUUGCGCGUUUUGCAAACAUCGAUCAUUGCGUUACACUCGUCAUCCAGCUGAUGAUGCAGAUCAACAUGCCGGCGGCACUGGCCUGGGAGCUCUUUGAAGAGGGCCUGCAGAAAGCUGAACGCACUGCGGAGGUGCUCGCACGCGAGACACAAAAGAAAGUGAAGGACUGCCAAGAGGCUUUGGCGAUGGACAUCACGGAGGAGGCCAUUUUGGAGCGGCGGAUGGACAUGUUUGGCAAGCACGGCUCGCCACCCCAACUGUUCCAGGGCCCUCUGGCAGUGUGGACCAGGGGGCUUCGCUUCUGGAUCAAUAACAUCACGGAUUCGUGCAUGCCAGAGAACACCGCUGACCGAAUCGAGCAAAUCGUGGCCCACAACCAGUACAUCCGGGAUGAAAUCGUCGAGCCUGGCUGCCUGUACAUCUUGAUGAAGUUCCAUGGACUCUUUGAGGAGUUGUUCAAUGCGUAUUGCUACGAGGAAAAGACUGCAGUCAAAGAGGAUGAGAACGGAAAGAUACGCAAUGAACCUGUCUCGCACAUGUCUUUCGCUGCAUUCUUCAGGUUCUGCUUGGACUUUUCUGUUUUUCCUUCUUUGGUCGCAUUUGAAGAGGCCUGGCAAGCGUACUGCAAAGCAGAUUGUGUGCAGCUGCUGGGCACAAAGGAGCGUCCUGUGAAAGUGAAGCAGUUCAAGAAAGCAGAGGCUCCAAGCAGAGUCUCAGCAAUUCUCGGGCUACGGAGCAUUGUCAACCGAAACAGAAAAGGCAAAGAGAGGGAAAGCAUUGAAUUCGACAAGAAGACAGAGACCAGUGCAAGCGAUCAGGAGGAAGAAGAAGAAGAGGAGCAGAGCAGUGAAACUGAAAGCUCUGAGGAUGAAGAGGAGGAGGAGAUGCUACAAAUCAUCGCACCAAGAGCUCGAGGUACCACAGGUGAAGUUAUUUCGGGAGAGUCUUCACGACAAGGCUCCAGAGCAGGUUCAGGUGAUGCAUCAACGCAACCACACAUGAGAUCUUCCGGACAUAAAAAUACUCUUCUACUUCCAGUGUCACCACAACGCCCGCGGCGUGGUGUGAACGAUGAAGAGGUGGCUGCGGCCCUCCGCAAUCAUCGCCGUCAGUCGAUAGGACCCGGUGAUUCUGAGGCGACGCAGGCACAGAUUGCUGUCCAGCAAAGUCCUGAGAAAAUGGAGGUGCAGCUUCCAGAAAUCCAGCCGGAGGCUGAAACCAAGCCAGUGCCUUCACCCAAAAGUGCUUCCAGAAGUCCCUCAGCCUCGGGUCCGGCAGGGGCCCGACAAUCUCCGCGAGGAAGCCCCCGAGGAAGCCCCCGAUUGGCAAGCAAAAAUGCUAAAGAGUCUAAGGAGUCUAAGGAGGGAGAGAAGGCGGAACAAGAUGAGAAUCACAUCAAGGUUCCCAGAAGAGCCUCCGCUGAACCUCGCCCAUCUACCGGGAACCGCUUCCUCAGUGUACUUGGCGCUUUGGACCCUAGCAAGGUGAAGGAUCUGGAUCUGGGUUCAGCUCGCGAGAAAGAGAAUGCACCCAAGAAGGUGCUUCCUCGAGUCAAGGUUACCGCCAGCUUCUCUUGGCUGCAGAAACCAUUUCGAGAGAUGACUGACAAGGAAUUGAAAGGCUAUUCCUUGCUGAUCUCCUUGGAUGAAUGCUGCAGAGACCAUUUUUUGAACGUCCGUGGACUCGUCCUCGUGGGGAAGAUCCAAAGAUCGCGACAGGGCUUUCUGAGCUACAUCGCUUUCAUGGAGCUUUUGAAAAAGUUUCGCAUCACCCAUGGCUUUGAGACCUCCUCGCAGUUGCAGGAGUUCAUGCAAGUCAUCGAUCCCUGCUCGGGCGGUCAGCUCGAUCCGGUGGAGUUGGAGAAAGCCAUCAAUGCUGUGCGAGAGGAUGAGGCUAGGAGACGUCCGAACGCUGAACCCAGAGGUGGACCAUGGUCGCAGACGCUUGGUGAGGAGGCUCGACGAUUGAGCUCGGAGCCACUAGAGGUCGAUUCAUCAGGCAACGAGGUGCCGGUGGCCUUCAACUUGCCUGCUUUUGUCGAAACUCUUCUGCUUCUAGGACACCUUCACAUGCAGGGCAGUGGGGCUUUCGUCAAGUGCUGUGCGGCAUCGGCUGCAAAAGCAACUUACGUGGUCAACUUUCUCCAUCACCAGCAUGAUCGCUUGGUGAAACUUCACAAUGAACAGCGUAAAAAAGCCACAAUGUCAGCCGCCGAGCAGGCUGCCACAGUGUUGGUGAGACCUCGGAGUCCUCCACCAGCGGCAGAGACCAAAAAGGAGGAUCCUUCAAAGCUGACUGGAUCGAUGCCAUUGAACAAGAUGGUGGGAGCUGCUCGCAAGGUGUUACGUGAUGCCAAAGAUACCAAAGAAGAACGGCUUCAUCAUCGCAAUGCUGUCGUCACGGCAGUGGUGGACGUAGUACCUACACAAGCGGCAGAGCUUCCCAAGUCGCCUGCGACGCAACAAUCUUCCAAGACAGAUGAAGGAGGGCCGCUCAUUCCUCCAUCACCCUCAAGUCGAGGUCAAAGAACGGAUUCAGCGAGAACAACAGCACAGCAGGAGCAUUGGCCAGACACCGCUGCCUACACAUCGGUUGCUGAUGUUUUGACCAAGAGCAAUCAGGACAUUUUCAAAAGGUGGAUGGAGGGCGAGGGAAAGUUGCCACAGUUGAGCCCAUGGUUCAGUGAUUCCAACAAGAUUUGCUCGAAGUGCAAGCGACAGAGAGAUUCGCAAGGCAUUGGCAACGUAUUUUGCCAUGUUUGCAGCUGUGUCGAUGCAAAGCCACUGAACGAGACCUUGUUGUACCCUGCCAUGGAUCGUGCUCGGCUGCGGCGGAAGAUGGGUUCCAAGGUGAUGGCAGUUGCAGUGGCAAGAACAUGUUUUUUUGAGACCUUUCAUGGACUUUGCGGGAGCCGCAUCCUGUGCUUAGAGUCAGGGAACAAGGCUUUGCAACGCCAUUUUUUCCUGGACAGAAGGCGGCGCGGCGCUUUGAUGUGCUUUGUGCAUCCCCAAUGCCGCAAUGGUUUCGUCGGUAUCUUUGCAAAGUCGAACAUUGUGGGUUCUUGUCAGGCUCUUCUGGCUCUUGGUGGAACUUGGCUGUUGCAUCGGCAAGGUCCACCGCGCCACGUGGCCCGCGCCAUCCCCGCCAGCGUCGUGGCCGUGGCCGUUGGGGGUGCGGUGCUCGUGGGGGCCGCCGUGACCGUCACCAGCUGCGCGAAGCCGCCCACGGAGCCCACGGGGCCGGAGCCCAUGACAGACGUGGAGGAACUCAACGCGAGGUCCGAGGAACUCCGUUCAAUGCUCCCGACCAGCUUGGAGGAAGCUCUAAAGGAUUUCGAGGGAGACUUCAGUGGUCCGUGGCGUGCUUUGGGGCUGGAGGCUUGUGAUCCCUCUGUCACAGAGGAUGACAUCCGCAUGGCCUAUCGCAAAGCAGUGCGACUGGAACAUCCAGACACGUCUGAAAAACCAGAUGCUGAGGAGCGCUUCCAGCGUAUCCGAAAGGCCUAUGCCUUGCUGAGUGACGAAGGGAGUCGAGAAUUGCUGCUGGAAGCAAUCGAACAAGAGGCAAGAGUGGAUUUGAUUCAGAGCUUCAAGCCAAGGAAGAAGGCUCCGGCCUUGGCAAAGAACGGCAAAGAGAAAUCAUCAUUCCCGUGGUGCCUCUUGCUGCUGGUGGCAGUACUUGCGGUGCUGUUCUUGGCAGUCGCGGUAGGCUUGUCCAGCCCAGACAUGCAGCUACGGCCUGUGCCAAAGGACAGGUCGUGGUCCUCUGGGCAUAAGUUGGAGCGACUUCCACAAAAAUGGCCGGUGAAUCGCGUCACAGAGCUGUGGCCAGUGCCCUUGGAGUGUCACCGUCGGUCACCGUCGGCGGGCGUCGGAUACUCCGCAGUGGUGCAACAAUUUGUGGAGCAGAUCAAGCAGUACACAGAGCAGUGGGAGAACAAAGACGAGAGCAACAACUUCGACCAGAGGCACGACUUGGAGCUGGCGAGGAAGUCCGUGUAUCCUAUCGUUGAGGCUGAAUUGCGCGCACUGGUGGACGACCAGAUGCGAGAGGAGUUGGCAAACCUCAAGAUUCUGUUUGAUGAGGUAAAGAAAGGUCGAAAGAAGCCUCCAAAACCAAAGAAACCGAAGAAGCCUAAGCCACCAAAGAAGUGGUGUGCGGCUGUCGGUAUGAUCACCAACCGUGAAGACUGCGUGCCAGACCUAGUGGAGCAGGGGAUUCUCAAGAAGGUCGGGCCUUCCAAACUGGAGGAUUUCCUAGGGGAGUACCACUUUUUGGGUGCAAUGCAACGCAGUCCUCAGUACACCUUCUGCCCCCCGCCUUCUGCUCAAAUGAUCAGGUCGCUCUUGGUUGAGCACUGCGUGCUGCCACUGGCGCAGACAGACAUUCGGCAGAAAGCGCCAAAAGGUCUAACAGCCAGGUCUUUGCUGCUCUAUGGGCCAAAAGGAAGUGGAAAGUCAAUGCUUGCAAGAGCCAUUGCAGCUGAGACAGGUGCCACUUUCUUCGAUUUGUCUCCAGCCGUGAUAGAAGGUAAAAGCACGCAGGGCAAGACAGGCUCUGCCUUGCUCGUGUACAAAGUCUUCAUCUGCGCGCAGGACAUGGCACCAUCCGUGAUCUACAUCGAUCAGGUCGACCAAGUGUUCCAGGCAACGAAGAAGAAGAAAGGUGCAGAUACCGGAACAGCACCCAGCAGGAUCAAGAAGGACCUGCAGGCCGCUAUCAAUCAGGUGAAGAGAUUCGACGAGGCCAAUGAGCAAGACCGGAUUCUCUUCAUCGGGUGCACCUCGAGGCCGUUUGCAGAUGGAGUAGAUAUUGCAGGUUUGAAGGAUUCUUUCGACGAGAAGGUGUGGGUGAGCUUCCCGGAAUACGGCAGCCGCGUGGUCCUUUGGCAACGCUUCAUGGAAGACCAUGGAGUUACAGUGGACCCAGUGAAGCUGAACAUCUCGACACUUGCAAGAGUCAGCGAGGGUUAUCCUGCAGGGUCAAUUAAACAGACAGUAGACCGAGUCCUAACAGCUCGACGAGUUCAGCAGCUGAAGAACCGGCCUCUUAAGGUCCAAGAGUUCAUUGGUCCACUAUCGAGAACGCCUUUCUGCUGGAAAGAAGAGCUCGAUCAGUUCCGAACCUUCGACCACUUCAUCACGGGCGAGAAGGCAGGAAGUUUGUGGAGGCAACUCUUACACAUUUUCCGAUCAGCCAUGAUCAGCCACAUCCCAGAAGCUCUUUUGCUUGCAAAGAACCGGCUCAAGGGCGUAGCUGCGAAAGGUGUGAGACCUUACACAAUGGCGCCCCGUGUCUCGGACGAGCUUCCACUGGCUUCGUUGCCCUUCAAACGGGCAGGCAAACAGAAGCGGAACGUCUUCAGCCGGCCAAACCAUGCCAGUUGCAGCUGGGUUGAGCCGAAGCGGCCGCAAAGCCCGGAGCUUAGUACUGGCUUGGCAGUGAUGCUUGGUCACAUGAUGUCACAUGUUCAUCAGACGGGCAAAGCAGUCCAAGCUUGGCUGGCAAUGAGGUUCAGCACGUCCGGUGACACCGCGCAGAAGUCCUAUGAGGAGAUUGACAACGCUCCAGAGGAGCGCUCCCGUGGUAUCACUAUCAAUGCCUCCCACAUUGAGUACGAGACUCCAAACAGGCACUACUGCCACGUGGACUGCCCUGGACACGCAGAUUAUGUCAAGAACAUGAUCACAGGAGCAUGCCAGAUGGAUGGAGGAAUUCUGGUGAUCUCUUCACCAGAUGGACCCAUGGCUCAGACUCGUGAGCACAUUCUUCUGUCGAAGCAGGUGGGUGUGCCAAAGCUUGUCUGCUUCAUGAACAAGGUUGACAUGAUGGAUGAUGAGGAGCUUCUGGAGCUGGUUGAGCUUGAAACCCGCGAGAUGUUGAGCCAAUAUGGCUUCCCUGGCGAUGACACCCCAUUCAUCCAAGGAUCUGCCUUGCAAGCCCUGGAAGCAAUGAAGAGCAAUCCAGGAACCAAGAAGGGUGAGGACAAGUGGGUUGACAAGAUCCUGGAGCUCAUGGAGACCGUGGAUGACUACAUUCCAACCCCAGAGCGUGACACCGACAAGCCAUUCCUUUUGGCUGUGGAGGACGUGUUCUCAAUCUCAGGACGAGGAACUGUGUGCACUGGCCGAGUUGAGCAGGGUAUUGUGAAGAAGGGUGACGAGGUGGAGAUUUUGGGCCGUGGCAAGAAACCUCAGAAGUCCGUGAUCACCGGCAUUCGAAUGUUCAACACAGAUCUCCCAGAAGGCCCAGCUGGCUACACGGUCGGCGUGCUGUGCCGUGGUAUCGAGAAGGAUGCAGUGUUCCGUGGUCAGGUGAUUUGCGCACCAGGUGCCACGACAACUCACACCAAGUUCAAGGCCAACAUUUACUUUGCAAAGAAGGACGAGGGUGGCCGAAACAACCCAGUGAUGCCUGGAUACAUGCCUGUCUUCUACUUCCGCACCUGCGAUGUGACCGGCAAGAUUGAGGGCAUGACCAGCUCUGAAGGAAGUGAGGUGCAGAUGGCCAUGCCAGGAGAUGACGUCACCUGCGAAUGCGAGCUCAUUGCCGCCACCCCCAUUGAGAAGGGCAUGCGCUUUGCCAUGCGUGAGGGUGGCAAGACCAUCGGCCAGGGUCUGAUCACGGAGACCAUGUAGGCCCUUGACCAAGAAAAGCACCCCGUAGCCGCGCAGGAUCUUAAUGUUGGACACUUGAGUCACAGUAGGCUUCCACCAGAUGCAGGCAUUCAAACAUGCUAUUUGUAUUUAUGCAUAUUUAUGUUGAGAAAUAUGAUCAACUUCAGCUGGAAUCAACACAGACCCACCAUUUCUUCUACACGCCCUUGCAUGUGCGGUGAUGAUUUUUUUUGCCUGGCUGCAGGCCAACACAGACAUAGGAAUGAUAUGGAAUGAUGCACUAUGAAGACGCAGCGUUUGUUCUGUUUCUUUCUGUCUGGCGUGGGUUCAAGAUCUAUUGGUGAUGGCGCUUGAAUUCUUUAAGCACGUUUCUUCAAGUCAAUUGUGAUUGUGACAAGGCAGUGUUGUCAAAACCCACGUUCAUUUGACAUCAGUUACUACAUGUUACUACCCUAGUUGAUUUUCCCCCAAGUCCGGAGGUAGAGGACAGGCCCAAACAGCUCGUCCUCGACCCUUCAGACCGGUCUGGGGACUUCUCCCAGUACCCAGCUCCUCUUCGAUUUUACUCAAAAUCAUCAGCUUAGCUCGAUGAGCAAGAAUGAGGGUUUAGGGGUGCUGGCAUAUGCAAAAGGCGAUUUUCUCGCAGCUCGGCUUUCGGCUGACAACAUUCUGCGAUAAGAAAAGGUCGCACGUCGCACUCUGUGGAUUUCUCCAAGCUCUUGAGUUGAUUUGCA
Molecule: messenger RNA, 11390 nt
Organism: Cladocopium goreaui
Lineage: Eukaryota; Dinophyceae; Suessiales; Symbiodiniaceae
Source: the annotation of a GenBank genome assembly